Molecule: messenger RNA, 1679 nt
Organism: Raphanus sativus (radish)
Lineage: Eukaryota; Viridiplantae; Streptophyta; Magnoliopsida; Brassicales; Brassicaceae
Exons: 6
Coding region: 470-1414 (314 amino acids)
Source: RefSeq, a predicted model, not a curated record
UUUGGUGGUACAUUGAUAGCUAGUUCAACAUACAAGAUCUGUUUAGCUAAUCCAUCAGCCACAACAUUCCUCUCACGGGAAAUCCAUACAAAAGAGAUAAUCUCAAAAGAGUUUGCCAAAGAGAGAAUAUCAGAAACAACACCAUAAAAUUCAGAGUUUUGAAGCUCCAAAUUUAAAAUCUUCACCAGAGUCGCCGAGUCCGACGCACACCGGAUACGAGAGAUGCCAAGCUCCUGACAUUUCAGAAGAGCUUCCCGAAUUGCUAGACCCUCAGCCAUCAAAGGGGACCUGACGUGCGAGGCUGGCAUAGCAAAAUAUUUCAACAAAACUGUUUCAGAACGUCUUCUAAAACAUGUGUUUGGUCUGAGAAAAACAUUGUUUUCGAACGUUCGAAUUCUAUUAGCCGUUUGGGUUACACAAAGAAAAAAAAUAACAAUUCAGAGAGAAGAUAUUGUUUUGAGGAUUGGCAAUGGGUGAAUCUGCAGUUUUGUUUCAUUCACAUUCGUUCGCAGCUCCUCUUUCUCGUCAUGAAUCUCAUCAGAAAGUUUACAAAUUUGGGUUGCAGGAUAAUACUAUGCAUGCGCUUAGCCAAUCAGUCUCCUUUGGUAGGUUCAUGACAGAGAAUCUUGAAUGGGGAAAAUGGUCAAGCUUCUCGCACAAGAAGUAUGUCGAUGAAGCUGAGAAAUAUUCUCAACCUGGAUCUGUUGCUCAGAAGAAAGCUUUCUUUGACGCUCAUUACAAGAAAAUAGCUGAGGCAAAGAAAGCAAAAGCUGCUUCAGAUGACUCAAAACAAGAACAACAACAACCAGAAAGUGUUGCGGCGUUGCUAAACACUUUGGAGACAUUGACUAAAGAUGAGGUUAAAGAAGAAGAAGAAGAGAUUGGUGAAACAGAGUUAGUCCUGGGUGGUGAAGAGGUGGUUUUGAGUACUGAGAAAGAUGAAGUAGAACCCGAAAGAACGAGUGUUGUUGUGGUCUUGGAACAAGAAGACACUGUGGUUGAUAACUCUGUGAUUGCAGAUGAUUUACAGGCUGUUCUUGAAGUGCUUGAUGAGAAUCACACAGAGGAUGUAGAGUUGUUGAAGAAGAUCUCUUCUGUUGAAGAAAAAGAAAAAGAGAGAAAAUCUGUUACCAAGAACUCACCGGUGUCUAUGGAUCCAUCAGAAGCUCCAGAGAAAGCAAUGGAGCUUGUUGUCUCACAGAAAAUAAGUGAAAAAACAAUAACUCAUAGUUCCAUGAAGAAGAACAAAUUCAGUUUCUUGAAGCUUUUGAUGGGAAACACUAAAACUCAAGAUCAGAACCCAAAGAGAAAGUCCGUUAAGAAACCGAACAAAAUGUUUCUAUGUCUUUGCUUCAACCCUGAGAUGGUGGGGGAAACAGAAGGGCCAAACAAAACACAGAGGAAGAAUCUAUGAGAAUAAAAGAUAGAUUCUUCUCUGUUGCCUUCAAAGCUCUUAGAAAGAUCUGUCCUCAGAUUCCAGUAUGGUAGAAAAAUAGAAUCUUUGAGUGCACAGUGGCAAAAAAAAAAAAACUGGGAUACCAGAAAAAAGUUUGCUUUAUUUUCUUGUAUUGUAUAUCUAAUGAACAUUUUGUUGUAUGUUUGUUUUACAUACUCAUAUUGAUAUAUUUGUUUGUGUUGUUGUUCAUUAAGAUGUGAGUGCAGGAGCCUCUGUUCUGAUU